AUGGUUACAUACAUUGAUUCAAUUGUUACUGUCAUGAAUCCAGAUAUAAACCCAGAUCUAGCAACAUAUAUUUCUGAACAGCAUCCUUGUCAAAAACCAAUAGAGCAAUUAGUAAAUGACUUUGACGACUAUUGCCAAUUGGUUAAUAAAGUUCAAAAACAUACAAAAUGCUCACCUUCAUCUUGUCUUGUAUUAAAUAAAUAUACUAAUUUAGAAGAAUGUCGGUUUGGAUAUCCAAAAGAAUUAUGUAAUUUUACUAUAAUUCAAUCUAAUGAUAAUAACCAACCAAAACUUUUAUUACGUUGUAAUGAUUCAAUAGUCAAUUCAUAUUGUCGAAUUCUUCUGCAAGGUUGGAGAGUCAAUAUUGACAUAAAGCCUAUUCUUUCUCUUCAUGCUGCACUUUCAUAUGUCACAAAAUAUGCUAGCAAAUCAGAAUUAAGGUCAGAGGCAUUUAGUGAAAUAUUUUCUAAUUACCUUAAAAAUGCAAAAUCUGAUGAGCCAGCCUUAAAAUCAGUACAAAAACUUUUAUUACAUACAAUAACUGAAAGAGACUUUUCUGCCCAAGAAUCAUCUCAUCUUCUUCUUAAAUUACCUUUAGCCAUAUCAUCUUGUACGUUCUUUACUCUUAACCUUAAUGAAGAUAACACAUUACGUAAAUUAAUUCAUGAUAACAACAUGCAAAAUAAUGAACAAAGUUCCUCAGUUAGAACUGAACUUUCUCAUUUACAAGUUUAUUGGGAAUGGACCCCACGCAAAAAAAAUUAUGUUAUUCGAAUUUGGUCUUGCCUAUCAUCAGUUCGCCUUGGACCAGCGUGGAAAGAUUAUUGCAGAUUAAAGUUUUCUGCUGUAAUUGAAAGUGAUGGAAAUGAUCUUUUUGAGCUUGAAGAAAAUAAUAUAAUGAUUCAAGAACCAUGGAUGCAAAUAGCUACAAAUAGUUUACAAGCUAUAACUAAUGAUCUUGGAGAAUGUUUUAUAGAUAUUCAUCAUAUGUGGUCAGGAUCAUAUAUUGCAUUUCCAAAUCUUAGUAAAGUAGAAUCAUUCUUAAAGCAUGCUAAAUGCAAACAAAUUGAAACUACAUUUUAUAAUGAUAAUGACAAAACUUUAAUUGACCCUAGUACAUUAAAUAAUAGGCAAAGACAAAUUUUUGAUUAUGUAAUUUUACAUUAUUCUAAACUUUUAACAAAUUCGGAUAACCAAUUAAUUGAACCUUUAUGUGCUAUUAUUAUGAGUACAGCUAAUACUGGAAAAUCUUAUGUUAUCAAAGCUAUCCGUAAUCGUAUGUUUGAAAUAGCACGAGAACAUAAUAUUGAUACAAAGAAAGAACCACCUAUAUUAGUUCUUGUGCCCACAGGUGUUGCAGCAUUUAAUAUAAAUGGUUGUACAAUUCAUUUGGCACUCUUCCUCCCUUCAAAUUUUAAAAAUUUAGAACUCAAAGCUGAGUCUUUAAAAAAACUUCAACAAAAAUUGAAGGGUGUUAAAAUUACCAUUUUUGAUGAAAAAAGCAUGAUCAGUCGUAGACUACUUGCAUUGCCACCAGUUUUAAAUCUUCCUAUGUAUGCAUUAGAUUCUCGACCAAAUGAUCCUCUCUCAGAAGCAGGCUUAACAUUGUCGCAAGCUGUGAUAAACAUUGGCAAUAAGGAAUUUGCUAUAGGUCUUACAUUUGUAGCUAUUUCAAGAGUUC
This is a messenger RNA of Cetraspora pellucida, 1681 nucleotides long. The record is from the annotation of a GenBank genome assembly. Lineage: Eukaryota; Fungi; Glomeromycota; Glomeromycetes; Diversisporales; Gigasporaceae.